Molecule: messenger RNA, 4670 nt
Organism: Anguilla anguilla (European eel)
Lineage: Eukaryota; Metazoa; Chordata; Actinopteri; Anguilliformes; Anguillidae
Gene: kansl1b
Product: KAT8 regulatory NSL complex subunit 1b
Exons: 15
Coding region: 1057-4194 (1045 amino acids)
Cellular component (GO): NSL complex
Molecular function (GO): histone acetyltransferase binding
Source: RefSeq, a predicted model, not a curated record
UGUAAUGGCAACAGUUUAGCACUGCGGUAAUGGUUUCGAGCUCCGUCUGGUGGCAGAGAGCACAAUUUGUUUCUACUGGCACGUCUUUAUUGGAUCGUAAACAGAGAGGGAUAACUAGCGAUGGCACUUUCCUACCAAUGCCAGGAUUUCCCCGGUAUAAAUUAAGUCGCGAGGGUCUAGUUAUGAUUUCGCUCAGCAAUUUAAAAUUUCUGUCGCCAUGUCUUUUUUAUCAUUAGGAAAAUAAACUGGAGCAGGUGUUUUGCAUCACACGUAGUCACGUUAUUCAGAAUAUACAUUUCCGGCUUAAAGGCAAAUUAAAAUUUAGAAAAUACAACAUUUGCUCGAGCGUACGUGAACAAAAUGUUAAGAUUCUGUUGGAGCCACGAUGGCGGUCUGUAGUGGCACAGUUGCAUUGAUUUCAAUGGUUUGAUGGUGGAAUCUCUCUUGCGCCGACAAGCUUCCUCUCUGUCAGCCCUUCACUCUAGCGGCGAGUAUGAGGAAUGUCUCCCGCCGCGGCUCUACUACUCUCCGGUUCUAUGUUUGUCAGACUUGAAAUCCGAGGGAGAGGAGCGAGCCGCCAUUUUCCGAACGUCGCUCUCCCAGAAACGGCAAAAAAAAAUAACCCAGAUAAAACGGGAGAAUAUACUACAGUCUGAUUAAGAAUCAGGUUUGGGGGAAAAAGGGAAUAUUAGGAAUAUUAAAACUAUAUCACACUGAUUGGAAAGGACAGUUUUUCGUUUUGUAUAUUUAAACUCUGGUUUCUUGUUCGUUGUUUCGCCCAUUUCGUGAACCCGAGAGCAACACGGGGUUGCAGAAACCAGAAGCUCAUCAGAAACUGGUGCGCGUCUGACGGGGGAUUACCCAUGUAUUAGCUAUUCUCCCUGUUUUUGGGUCAUUUCUUGAUUUUUUUCCUUUUAAAUUGCGGAGAUUUGUUGCUGAAAUUCCCCCGGACUCUGCUCCUCAUCACGUGGCUGUCCUCCUGCGGGGCAGUAGCUGGGUGGUGUGGAGCUGGCCCCUGCGCUCAGGGAGGCCCCCGCGCCCGCCCCUCGGCGCUGCAUGGCUGCGAUGGCGCCCGCUCUUACCGACGCGCCAGCCGAAGCUCACCACCUGCGCUUCAGACUGGCCCCGCCCUCCUCCACCCUCUCCCCGGGCAGCGUGGAGAACAACAGCAACGCCAGCAACAUCCUCCUCUCCGGCAGCGGCGCCGCCAAGCGCGGCAAGGCGCUCGGCAACAAGGCGGAGCCCGAGCUGGCCGAGGCCCCGCCCGCCCACCUGGGCAAGCUGCAGCCGCUGGUGGCGUCCUACCUGUGCUCUGAUGUGACCUCGGUCCCGUCCACCAAGGAGUCGCUCAAGCUGCAAGGUGUGCUCAUCAAGCAGACCGUCCUCAAGACCCACGGCGUCCUGCCGGACUCCUACUUCAACAGCGGCGACUUCCUGCCGCGGAAGGCCCCGGGCGAGCAGCUCAAGGCCGCCAUGAGCGGCGGCCAGCCCGCGGCCCCGCCCACUCCCCCGCCCGCCCUCAACGGCCUGGCCAGGAAGCUGGCCAAGCCCGGCGCGGACAGGGACCGCACCGCCGCGGUCAACGGGGACCGCCCCCCCGCCGGCCGGGCCCCCCAGCCCCAGGCCCCGCCCCCGCGGGGGGACCCGGGCCCCCUGCUGAAGGGAGGGGCGGAGCCCCAGCCGCCGCAGCCCGAGGACGCGUCCCGCAAACCCGCCGACGCGCGGGAGCAGCCCGUCGCCCUGGCGACCUCCUCGGAGUCGGGGGGCCGGGACGCGCAGUGCUCCGCCCUCCCGUCCGCGGUGGACGACGCCCCCGCCCGCUCACCGCUCCCCGGCCUGGACGAGGAGGUGCGGGAGCGCACCGCGGCGCGCCGGGCGCGGCAGUGCGAGAUGGAGGGCCGUCUGCUUCGGCUGCGCAAGCGGCUGCAGGUGGUGCAGGCCAAGCAGGUGGAGCGGCACGUGCAGCAGCAGCUGCGCAGCCUGCUGCAGUCGGCCCUGUGCCCGCCGCGCCCGGCCGGCAGCUUCCUGCGCGGCGGCUCGGUGCCCGGCGAGCUGGACCGCCUGGCGCUGAGCGGCACGGCCGGCCUGCGUGCCGUGGAGGCCGCCUUCGACUCGGACGCCACCGAGAGCAGCUCCGGCGGCGAGUCGGACGUGGAGGAGGACCAGCUGGCCCAGGCCGACCUGGAGAGGAGACACGUCUCGCUAUGGAGGAGGGCGGAGGGCCGCUUCGCGCUGGAGAGAGCCUCCAUCAUCAGCCACUGGAACUGGCUGCAGGCCCACAUCUCCGACCUGGAGUACCGCAUCCGCCAGGAGACCGACAUCUACCGCCAGCUCCGCUCCAACAAGGGUUUGAUAGUGCUGGGAGACUCCGCCCCCUGUGAAGUGUCCUUGGAGGAUGGGACGGAGGUGAAGGCGGAGCCGAUCACCUGUCAUGUGACGCAGGAGCGCGUUGUGGGCGGGGCAGAGUGCGCUGACGCUGACUCUGGCCUGUGGAAAGGCUGGGCUCCUGGAAGACCGGUCAACGGGGUCCUCAACAGCCUGCUCCCCAGCCUGCCUGUCACUGGCUCCCCAGAGAGCUCUGACACCGAGGAGCAGCUCAGCAAGAAGCAGCGGGGCCUGCACCCCUGCUCCUCCUCCUCCUCCUCCUCCGCCCAGGACGCCUCCUGUGUCGCCGCCCGCACCCGCCCCGUCCUCAGCUGCAAGAAACGGCGGCUCGUCAGACCCAACGCCGUCUCCAACCUCAACCGCAAGGCCCAGAGGACGCCCGGGCCUCGCUGCGGCUGUGACGUCAGCCCCUCGUGCCUGAUGUGCGGCGGCCGCGGCGCCCUCACCGGGGACCUGCAGUACGAGCGCCCCCUGCUGGACCGGCUGUCUCAGUCCGACCCCUGCGUUCACCCCAUCCUCUCCUUCGAUGACGAUGUUUCCAUGAUGCUGCACCUCCAGGGGGCGCUGAAGACUCACUGGCAGAACAGACCGCUGGAGAAGUUCAAGCCCCUGAAGAAGCUCUCCCUGAAACACAAGCUCUCCGGCCGCCUCUCCGACCCUUCGUCCCCCUGCUCCUCUUCAUCCAAAGACAAACACAAGCUGUCCAACUCGCUCAUCGCCACCGUCAGGCUCUCUCACCAUAAGAUGCGUCAGGACCGGCUGCAGCACCGGCAGCAGCUGGACAGCCUGCUGAGCGCGUCCAAGCUGUGCAAGGAGCGCGUCCGGGGCCUGGCCUACGGGCCCUACGACCGGGGCCACAGCCGCAAGAGGCCCCGCGACCGCUCGCUGGACAGGGCCGACCCCUCCUCGAAGCUGUUCCCGGACACCUGCAGCCCCUGCUCGUCAAACAGCCUGCACACGCCCACCCACAGCCCCCUGCUGCGGCAGCUGUCCACCUCAUCAGAGAGCUCCGCCCCCUUCGCCCUCAACAGCCAAAGUGCCAUCAGCACCCCGCCCAUUCGAAGGCGCAGAGGCGAGAGCUCCUUCGACAUCAACAACAUCGUCAUCCCCAUGUCCGUGGCGGCCACCACGCGCGUGGAGAAGCUGCAAUACAAAGAGAUCCUGACGCCCAGCUGGCGGGAGGUGAACGUCUGUGCGAGGCCGAUCGCGGAAGAGGACGACGCCGUGGAGGUUGAGGAUCUGUCGGAUGUGGCGUUCUCCCAGCUGCACCAGCUGUGUGAGGACCAGGAGCGUUCCCGCUGGACCUGGACCGCCAGCGCCAUGGCCAAGAGGCGGGGCAGCCGGUCAUACAAGUCUCUGGACGGGCGCACCACCCCCCUGCUGGGCGGGACCAACCCCUCCACGCCCCAGCCGUCGUCCCCGGAUACGGCGCACUUCCACUCGCUGCAGGACUACGGCCCCAUGGGGUCCCCCUGCAGCCCCGCCAGCCCCGACCUGCCCCCCCACCGCCUGCAGCCCAGCGAGGACACGCGCUGCUCCACCCCCGACUGCAGCUACGAGGAGCUGGUUCCCCAGCCGGUUCUGCCGUGGGAGAGCCGGACCUUCCCCCUGGAGUACGACCCGGCGACAGAGCCCCUGGACCCGAGCAGCCUGACCCCGGACCGCCCGGGACGAGCCCCCCGCCGCCUGUCCAUCAGCAAGCCUGAGAACGGCCCCGCCUCCCCAGACCCCGCCCCCGGCCCCGCCCCCUCCACGGACGAGGGCUGGAUGCAGAAGGCCCCCGUGGCCCCCCGAGCGGCCCAGUGGUGAAGCACGUGGACGGACACUUCUCACCACCUUCACAAAAUAAAAACUACGAAAAACAGCAGAGAGAAAAAACCGACAAAAACAAAAAUAUAAUAAGAAAAAAAAAAAGAUUCCUGUUGUUUGAUAUUCAAACAUCAGUAUGUUUUUUUUCACGGUUUUUAGUGAACAUACAGAAUUAUAGAAACCUUGUUUUUAACUUUGUUUUUUUUGUCACAAGAAAACAAACCUAAAAAUGGAAAAAAAUGUAUUUAAAAAAAAAAAAAAAAAUACAACAAAAAAAAAAACAUUAGAUUGAAGGCUAAACAAUGACCAUGGGGCUCUGUGUCUCUCUGUUAUGUUAGCAGCACACUCAUAGCGCACUGUGUGGUGGGGCGUGGCUCACUGGCUGGGAAAGGGGUUUCUACUGAUUAACUGUGUCUUUGACCCCGUGUGUCUUUACAGUGGAGUGACCGUGCAAAACCAAACACAGAAAACGAAGA